Molecule: messenger RNA, 1858 nt
Organism: Boleophthalmus pectinirostris (great blue-spotted mudskipper)
Lineage: Eukaryota; Metazoa; Chordata; Actinopteri; Gobiiformes; Gobiidae
Gene: ttl
Product: tubulin tyrosine ligase
Exons: 8
Coding region: 521-1768 (415 amino acids)
Biological process (GO): protein modification process
Source: RefSeq, a predicted model, not a curated record
UGACAGCAGCUGCGGACAAAACAUGCUGCCGGGUGGAAUUAUUCGUUUGCGUGUUUAAUUGUGCUUGACUAGCUCACUUUUAUCAGCUUAUAACGACUUUAGAUUUAUGUUUAGACACUUUUAACAGCUCCCGAGUUGAGUCGCUUGCUUCAAGACGCUUUAUUUUACCCCCAAAAGCUGCCGGGAUGCCAAUGAAUGUAGACAGGACCAGCCUCCAGCAGUGAAUACGGUAGCAGCUAUAGUCACACCCUUGUCUGGCAAUUUAAAUAUUAUUUUGUUGCAGGGAAUAUGCAUUAUACUACCUAUUUAUGCAUUAGAUGUCUUUAGUUACUUUUUAUAACCUUAGACUUGCAUACAACAGCUUAAUAAGUAGUUUGAUCGCAGAGAAUAUGACUGAAUCAUGCCACGAAAAGACAAGAUAACCCAGUGUCCGCCUGCUGCAAAGACAACAACCCAUCUGCAGAACUAACAAGAGCUUUUAGACACCUUUUUAUACUAUUUGAUCUGUUGUUUGGGAAGGAUGAGUGGGCCGAUGUACACGUUCGUGAGCAGAGACGACAAUAGCACCGUCUAUGCAGAAGUUUCCAAGAUCCUUCUCGCCACUGGACACUGGAAGAGGCUGAAAAGGGACAAUCCCAGGUUCAACUUGAUGCUCGGGGAGAGGAACAGACUGCCUUUUGGGCGUUUAGGUCAUGAGCCGGGUCUUGUGCAGCUCGUGAACUACUACCGAGGGGCGGACAAGCUCUGCAGAAAGGCCUCGUUGGUCAAGUUAAUAAAGACCAGUCCGGAGCUACGGGACUCUUGUAACUGGUUUCCUGAAUCGUACAUUAUUUAUCCCACAAACCUGAACACGCCCGUGGCCCCGGCGUCCAACGGCAUCAGCCACUUAAAGAGCAACCCCAAAACCGACGAGAGGGAGGUGUUCCUGGCCUCGUACAACGCCAAGAAGGAGAGCGGAGACGGGACAGUGUGGAUCGCCAAGUCUUCAGCUGGAGCUAAAGGAGCCGGGAUCCUGAUUUCCCACGAUGCCUCUGAGCUGUUGGAGUACAUCGAUAAUCAGGGACAGGUCCACGUCAUUCAGAAGUACCUGGAGAGGCCUCUGCUGCUGCAGCCGGGAAACCGAAAGUUUGACAUCAGGAGCUGGGUGCUGGUGGACCAUCAGUACAACAUUUACCUGUACAGAGAGGGCGUGCUGCGGACGUCCUCAGAGCCCUACAACAGCGAGGACCUGGGGGACAUGACCAGCCACCUGACCAACCACUGCAUCCAGAAGGAGAUGUCCCAGAACUACGGCCGCUACGAGGAGGGCAACGAGAUGUUCUUCUCGGAGUUCAGGGCGUACCUCCUCAGCAGCCACGGGGUCACGCUGGAGAGCUCCAUCUUACCUCAGAUCAAACAUAUCAUCAAGAGCUGUCUGUCGUGUAUUGAACCUGCCAUCAGCACCAAGCACCUGUCGUACCAGAGCUUCCAGCUGUUCGGCUUCGACUUCAUGGUGGACGAGAGCUUCAAAGUUUGGCUCAUCGAGAUCAACGGGGCUCCGGCCUGUGCACAGAAGCUGUACUCGGAGCUGUGUCAGGGCAUCGUGGACGUGGCCGUCUCUCCGGUCUUCACCAUGAACAGCAGCGGAGACUCCGGCUCUUCCUCCCCGUACUCCUCCUCUCCCUCCUCCACCUCCUUUAACCUCUCCACAAACGCAUGCUCCUCCCCCAAGAUCAGAGGGCCGCUGCACGUGGGGCCGUUCACUCGUCUGGAGCAUGUCUGCGGAUGAGUCGGAGCAGCACGGCGCGGAGAGUCACGCUUCAGCCGCGGCGCUCAAAGCUUUUCUCCUCAAGCCCAGCACCAAGACCAACACCAACCU